AUGCUCGCCAACACCCUCCUCGCCGUCUCCAUCCUUGCCGCCGCCACCCCCACCCCCGGCGGCUCAGGUGGCACCAUCCCCGCCUCGUCCUGCAGCACCGGCCCCGUCCAGUGCUGCCAGACCUCGGGCUCCGCGAGCGACCCCGCGAUCUCGACGGUGCUCGCCGGGCUCGGGAUCGUCGUCCAGGACGUCAAUGCCCUCGUCGGCCUCACGUGCUCCGCUGUCUCCGUCGUGGGCGUCGGCUCGGGCGCGACUUGCGACGCGAGCGCGCUCUGCUGCUCCGAAAACAGCUUCGGGGGGCUCGCGUCGAUUGGCUGCGUGCCGGUCGACCUCUCUUCUUGA
Molecule: messenger RNA, 342 nt
Organism: Epithele typhae
Lineage: Eukaryota; Fungi; Basidiomycota; Agaricomycetes; Polyporales; Epitheliaceae
Product: fungal hydrophobin
Exons: 2
Coding region: 1-342 (113 amino acids)
Cellular component (GO): fungal-type cell wall
Molecular function (GO): structural constituent of cell wall
Source: RefSeq, a predicted model, not a curated record